Euleptes europaea (tarantolino) is the source of this 1773-nucleotide messenger RNA. It is a transcript of the gene CDK5RAP1, whose product is annotated as CDK5 regulatory subunit associated protein 1. The record is from RefSeq and is a predicted model, not a curated record. Gene Ontology annotation, cellular component: mitochondrion; cytosol. Gene Ontology annotation, biological process: negative regulation of cyclin-dependent protein serine/threonine kinase activity; tRNA modification. The coding region runs from base 1 to 1773 and encodes 590 amino acids. Gene Ontology annotation, molecular function: tRNA-2-methylthio-N(6)-dimethylallyladenosine(37) synthase activity; 4 iron, 4 sulfur cluster binding. The transcript is spliced from 13 exons. NCBI's taxonomy places the organism in Eukaryota, Metazoa, Chordata, Lepidosauria, Squamata, Sphaerodactylidae.
AUGCAGCCUUUGCAAUGCAUCCUGGGAGGCGCCAAAUUGCUGUGCCAGAGGCCUGCGAGCAGGACGUGGCGCUUGGCGCUCCGAGCUUGGGCUUCCACCUGCAGCCCGGAUUCCGGGGGACACCCAGAGGAAGCAAAGGAUGCAGGAGGCGGUCUGGAAGCUUUUCGUGCCAAGUUAGCCAUGGGGCCAACGAUGCAGCAUUUUCUACAAGGGGCUACCCCUGUGCAAGGAAGCCGCCGUUUGCCAGACGAUGCAACGGAGGACUCGGAUCACUACCUCGGAUCCCUUGCCCUGGCCGAGGCGCCGAGGAAAGUGUACCUGGAGACUUAUGGCUGUCAGAUGAAUGUCAAUGAUACGGAGAUCGCCUGGUCUAUCCUUCAGAAGACUGGCUACCUGAGGACCAGUCGACUGGAGGAGGCGGAUGUGAUUCUGCUCGUCACGUGCUCCAUCAGGGAGAAGGCUGAGCGGACCAUCUGGAACCGCCUGCGGCACCUGUCAGCUCUGAAGUCCAAGCGGUCUUCCUCGCGGGUCCCUCUGCGCAUCGGGAUUUUGGGCUGCAUGGCGGAGAGGCUGAAGGAGAAGAUCCUGGACCAGGAGAAGAUGGUGGAUGUCGUGGCAGGCCCAGACGCUUACCGCGACCUUCCCCGGCUCCUGGCGGUGGCCGAGACCGGCCAGCAAGCUGCCAAUGUUCUGCUGUCCCUGGAUGAAACCUAUGCGGAUGUCCUGCCUGUCCAUCCCAGCACCAACUCCACAUCAGCAUUUGUGUCCAUCAUGCGCGGCUGUGAUAACAUGUGCAGUUAUUGCAUUGUACCGUUUACCCGUGGCCGCGAGCGGAGUCGACCUGUUGCCUCCAUCCUCCAGGAAGUGCAGCUGCUGUCGGAUCAGGGCGUGAAGGAGGUGACCCUCCUGGGGCAGAAUGUCAACAGCUACCGAGACACCUCUGAGGUCCAGUUCCUCUCGGCAGCCCCGGCCCCCCUAAGCCGCGGCUUCAGCACGGUCUACAAACCCAAGCCAGGCGGCUUGAGCUUUGCAGCCCUCCUGGACCGGGUGUCCCUGGUGGACCCUGAAAUGAGGAUCCGCUUCACUUCCCCGCAUCCCAAAGACUUCCCAGAUGAGGUCUUCCAGCUGAUGUGGGAAAGACCCAACCUGUGCAAGCAAAUCCACCUCCCAGCGCAGAGCGGCAGCACACGCGUCCUGGAGUACAUGCGGAGAGGGUACACCCGAGAGGCGUACCUGGAGUUGGUGCACCACAUCCGGGCCUCCCUGCCAGGAAUCAGCCUCAGCAGUGAUUUCAUCGCCGGCUUCUGCGGGGAGACAGAGGACGACCAUCAGCAGACGGUCUCUCUCCUGCACCAGGUGCGCUACAACGUGGCCUUCAUCUUCGCCUACAGCAUGCGGCAGAAAACCCGAGCGUUUCACCGGCUGCAGGAUGACGUGCCGUUGGAAGUAAAGCUACGAAGGGUGAAGGAGCUCACGGCCGUGUUCCGGGAAGGGGCUGCUGAGGCCAAUGCCGCCACUGUGGGUCGUGCGCAAGUGGUCUUAGUGGAGGGGCCCAGCAGGCGUUCCCCUUUAGACCUGUGCGGCAGGAACGACGGGAACAUCAAGGUCAUCUUCCCUGACGUAGAGAUGGACGACGGCUCUGGGCUUGGAUCAACAGUGAAAGCUAAGCCGGGCGACUACGUCUUGGUGAAGAUCUCCUCUGCGAGCUCCCAGACGCUGAAGGGCCUCCCACUCCAUCGAACCACCCUGAGAGAAUCUGCGGCUUUUCGCUGA